CGCGAAACGGUGUGUGUUUUCCCUCUUCCCCUGAUAUUUUCCAGAGUUUGCCCUAAUUCUGCCGUCUCGCCUCGCCUCGCCUCGCCUCCCUCCUCCGAGCAAAGCACUAAACGCACAUCGCCGCUGUCUUUCACCAGCCAGCAGCUGCUCCGCCAUUUCCUCCGAGGUAAGGCCCCUCCUCUCCUACCACUCUACCUCUUCAUCUCUCCCUUCCGUCAAGCUAGUCUAUCAGUCUCUCGUUUGCGCUACGGUUUGGUAGAAUCUCAGUGUGUUGAUUGAAUGUUUCAGAGGGGAGGGUUUAGAAAGAGAAAAUUUCGAAGAAAAGGGGUAAUCUGUGAUUCCAAUUGUUCGAUUUUGUAGGGAAGAAACCAACCUAGCAGCUAUGGAGAUAGAUGGUGUAGCUCCGCCUGUUGCGGAGAAGCCAUUGUUCGAGCCGCUCAAGGCACACGAGAUGUCCGACGGGAAAGUCCAGUUCAGGAAAGUCUCCGUCCCUCCUCACCGAUACACUCCGCUGAAGAAAGCAUGGAUGGAAAUAUACACACCGGUCUACGAGCAGAUGAAGAUUGACAUCCGAAUGAACCUCAAGGCACGGAAGGUCGAGCUGAAGACGAGAGUAGACACCCCUGAUAUCAGCAACCUGCAGAAGUGCGCCGAUUUCGUCCAUGCCUUCAUGAUGGGGUUCGAUGUGAUCGACGCAGUGGCCCUGCUGAGGAUGGACGAGCUGUACGUCGACUCGUUUGAGAUCAAGGAUGUGAAGACGCUCAAGGGGGAGCACAAGUCAAGAGCCAUCGGGAGGCUUUCGGGGAAAGGAGGGAAGACCAAGUUCUCCAUCGAGAAUGCUACCAAGACAAGGAUCGUGUUGGCGGACGAGAAGAUCCACAUCUUGGGGUCGUUUCGGAAUAUCAAGAUCGCCAGGGAUGCUCUCUGCAGCCUCAUUUUGGGUGCACCACCCGGGAAGGUGAACUCGAAGCUUAGACAAGUUACUGCUAGAUCAGCUGAGUUGUUUUGAGCCUUGGCGAUGGUUCAUAUUUGUUGUCUUGCUUAUGAGUUUGGUGAUUGAGUGAAGUGGAUGAAUCUCCUAGAGAUGGGUUCCAUCGGUCGUGGCAACAAGGUGAUGAAAUUUUUGUAUGGUUUAAUGGUCUCUAGUUAUCUACAUACAUGGGUUUCUGUUGGAUGUUUGAUUCCGGUUUUGGAUUAGAGCAAUAGAGCAUGUAAGAGUAAGAGAGCAGUGGUGUUGACUCAGUUUUGAUGAAAUACAGUUUGCCGCAAGAGCAUUGUUGAACUGCAUAUUCUGUACCAUUAACACCUAAUAAUCAGUAUGCAUUGCUGGCUUAUGUUUCUCCAUUGUGAUUGAAAUAGCUUUUGAUUUUGGCUUACUCUGUUGCAAAAUCGCACUCUAAUCUCGAGCUGAAAAUGACAAUCGAAGAAACAUUGCCAAGCAGUAGAGUACCAGAGCAUCAGAAACAGAGGCGGGGAAAUGUGGUAUGGGAACUGGAGAUAGUAUGGAGGGCUCUUUCCGUUGUAACAAAGAAUCUACUUGUUAAUUUGUGAUUAGUUCAUCUAGAGGAUUCUCUGCGAGUGUAGUGCUUAUAUUAGUUGUAAUAACAAAUUUCAACACGGCACCAAGCCAAAGAAGCAGCCAGGAGACUCAGACCAGGGUAGCACCAGCAAAGCAAAGGAAAAGGUCGCCAUCAACCAAGGCAGCCUAAUACAUUAUGUACUGUGUC
Molecule: messenger RNA, 1727 nt
Organism: Linum trigynum
Lineage: Eukaryota; Viridiplantae; Streptophyta; Magnoliopsida; Malpighiales; Linaceae
Source: the annotation of a GenBank genome assembly